Rangifer tarandus platyrhynchus (Svalbard reindeer) is the source of this 453-nucleotide messenger RNA. The record is from the annotation of a GenBank genome assembly. NCBI's taxonomy places the organism in Eukaryota, Metazoa, Chordata, Mammalia, Artiodactyla, Cervidae.
CCGGUGUUCCUGCUCUUGUUGAUGCUGCUGCUGUUGCUGGUGCCGCUGUUGCUGGUACUGCUAGUGCUGCUGCUGGUGUCUCUAUUGCUGCUGCUAUUGCCGGCGCUAUUGCUGCUGCUGCUGCUGCUAGUACCGCCGCUGCAGACCCGGCGCGGUCAUUCGUGUUCGUAUACCCAGCAGAUUCGCAGCCGCAGUACAGCAGGCACCACCAGCAUAACAGAAGAGCAGGCGCUGGCCCCUCCCUCACGAGCAGCAGCAGCAGCGCCAACACCAGAAGAGCAGGUACCGUCUCCAUCUGUUUCCAGCAGCGGCAGCAGCAGCAGCAUACCAGAAGAGCAAGUGCUGUUUUCCGCUCUCGUUGUCGCCAACAGCAACAAUAGCAGAAAAGCAGCAGCAGCUGGAGGUGCUGCUGCCACGGGCCUGCUGCAGCAGCCACUGCACCGACGAUAUUAG